Lagopus muta (rock ptarmigan) is the source of this 3966-nucleotide messenger RNA. It is a transcript of the gene OPRD1, whose product is annotated as opioid receptor delta 1. The transcript is spliced from 3 exons. Gene Ontology annotation, biological process: neuropeptide signaling pathway; G protein-coupled opioid receptor signaling pathway. The record is from RefSeq and is a predicted model, not a curated record. Gene Ontology annotation, cellular component: membrane; neuron projection. Bases 58 to 1158 code for a protein of 366 amino acids. NCBI's taxonomy places the organism in Eukaryota, Metazoa, Chordata, Aves, Galliformes, Phasianidae. Gene Ontology annotation, molecular function: G protein-coupled enkephalin receptor activity; neuropeptide binding.
CGGGAGCGGGACUCGAACCCGCGGCUUUGGGUCUGCGCGGUGCGGGCGCUGCGGGGCAUGGAGCUGAACACGGAACUGCCCACGGAGCCGAUCGCGGUGUGGGAUAACAGCACAGCGUGGGAUGCCCUGCCCGGAACCAGCGGCAAUGAGACGGGACCGCCGAGAACCAAAAACGCCACUUCCAUCCUGAUCGCCAUCGUCAUCACCGCGCUGUACUCGGUGGUGUGCGUGGUGGGGCUGCUGGGCAACGUGUUGGUGAUGUACGGCAUCGUGCGGUACACCAAGAUGAAGACAGCCACCAACAUCUACAUCUUCAACCUGGCGCUGGCCGACGCGUUGGCCACCAGCACGCUGCCCUUCCAGAGCGCCAAGUACCUGAUGGAGACCUGGCCUUUUGGGGAGCUGCUCUGCAAGCUCGUGCUCUCCAUCGACUACUACAACAUGUUCACCAGCAUCUUCACCCUCACCAUGAUGAGUGUGGACCGUUACGUGGCCGUGUGUCACCCGGUCAAGGCGCUGGAUUUCCGCACACCGGCCAAGGCCAAGGUCAUCAACGUCUGCAUCUGGGUGCUCUCCUCUGUCAUCGGGGUGCCCAUCAUGGUCAUGGCAGUCACCAAGUCAAAAGAUGGAACAGUGCUGUGCACGCUGCAGUUCCCCGACCCUCCCAUCUACUGGGACACGGUGACCAAGAUCUGCGUCUUCAUCUUCGCCUUCAUGGUGCCCAUCCUGGUCAUCACCAUCUGCUAUGGGCUGAUGAUCCUGCGCCUGAAGAGCGUCCGUCUGCUCUCAGGCUCCAAGGAGAAGGACCGCAACCUGCGGCGCAUCACCCGCAUGGUGCUGGUGGUGGUGGCAGCCUUCAUCAUCUGCUGGACACCCAUCCACAUCUUCGUCAUCGUCUGGACGCUGGUGGACAUCGACAAGAAGAACCCCUACGUGGUGGCCAGCCUGCACUUCUGCAUCGCGCUGGGUUACACCAACAGCAGCCUCAACCCCGUCCUCUACGCUUUCCUGGAUGAAAACUUCAAGAGGUGUUUCCGCGAGUUCUGCCUGCCCUUCCGAGCUCGUGUGGAGCAGAACAGCUUCUCCAGAGCUCGGAACACCACGCGGGAGCGCGUCUCCACCUGCGCCCCGUCGGACGGCCGCGGCCAGCCGGCAUGACUAGGCGUGGGUGAGCAGCGGGGUGCUGGGGACGAGCCGCGCUCAGAGGUCACCCAGGAGACCACCACAGAGCUUUAGCCCUGCUGGGACUCAAUGCAGACAGACUGCGGAGAGUUUUCUUUUUGGUGGGGCUCGUUGAGCCAUGAGAGGACGCCCACUGCACGCGUAGGGCUUGGGCUGCCUUUCUGCUUAUGGAAAACCCAUCGGUGAACCAUCCAGUAAACCCACUGGUUUACUGGAGACCUCCAAGCCAACUCUGGCCCCAGAGAGGACUUUUGAGUUGAUACUACUGCUGCGUUAUUGGGAUCUCACUGGCAACCCUGCCCACGGGUGCAAAGCUGGCAAUGCGGGCACAGCAUCCCCAGCCCCACGGCAACGCUGCAUUCCUGCAUCCCACAGGGCAGCUCCCAUCCGUCUGCUGCCAGAGACAGCCAGCCCGAGGAAGAUCUCAUUACAGAGCAAUUGGUGGGGACUCGAGGAGUUUCUCGCAGCGCUAACGCAAUUAGGACGGCGCAUCCAUCUCUCGUCCUCUCCAGCACUGACAGUUUAUGCACUCGCAGCCACGCGAGGCAGAGCCCAGCCCAGGGCUGGGGUUUUGUGCUCAGCACCACGCGGAUGGAGCCCCGUUCUCCAGCAGCACCUCGAUGGGAGCUCAUUUGCAGCAGCCAUCAGCCCUGGGGCUCUGCACUGCAUUACCACCGCUAAACAGGGACAGAUGCAUCCCUGGUGCCGCUGACCUUCCGUCCCCUCCACCUCCUGCAGCAGCUCUGUGCCCAUGAGGGCACACAGCCCACGGAGGAUGGGGCUCAGAAGGAGCACUAAUGGCUUUUAUUGGACAAAUUGAUGGUGCUGGAGGAAGCAGGCGGGUGCGUGGGUGCACCUGGGGUGCGUGGGCUGGAGGGAGAGGCCGCCUCUUGGCUCUGUUUUCUUUUCCAGUUGCAUCAAUUGAGCCUAAUGAAGGUCAUUACCUCUCCACAACGGCCUUACCUUGCUGCAGAGCUGCUGGCGAUUGCAGCCUGCCCCUUUGCAAGGCAGAGCUGACGAGGCAAUGGAGACCAAUUUCUUCUUGGAAGGGCCAAACGGAGCAAAAUUUUGGAUCACAAAUCAAGGAUCACUGGGGCACCCUCACAACCUGUCUGCAGUGCAUCCCUCCCAGCUGAGCAACGCCUCAGCGCUGCAAAGCUUCGCCUGCUUGUGCCUCCCACUGGGCUGAGCGUCAGCCCCGUGUGGGGUUUGGGGUGUCCUAAAGGGUCGGGAUGUGCCUGUAUGAUUGGGCUGUCUUUGUAUGGUUGGGAUGCCCCUGUAGGGUUGGGGUGUCCAAGUAGGAUUGGGAUGUCUCUGUAGGGUUAGAAUGUCCCUGUAGGAUUGGGGUAUUCUACAGGAUUGGGAUGUCCUGCAGGGUUGGGGUGUCCAUGUAGGACUGAGGUGUCAUUGCAGGGUUAGAAUGCCCCUGUAGGGUUGGGGUGCCCUGUGGGAUUGGGAUGUCCCUGUAGGGUUGAAGUACCCUGUAGAACUGGGUCUGGUUGGGUUGGGAUGUCCUGGUGUGGUUGGGGUGUCCCUGAAGGAUUGGGAUGUCCCAUAGGGUUGGGAUGUCUUUGUAGGUUUGGGAUGUCCUGUGGGGUCGGAGUGACGCAGGACUGGGAUGUCCCUGCAGGGUUGGAAUGUCCAUAUAGGACUGGUGUGCUGCUGAAGUGUUGGAAUGUCCCUGCAGAGUUGGAAUGUCCCUGUGUGGUUGAGCUGCCCCAGGGCUCUGUGUACUGCAGCACAAGGGACACAUGGGGGAGGUGACCCCACCACCACAGCUCCAUCCAUGAGGCCACAGUGCUGAGGACCAUUUCCCACCCUGCAGGGCCCCGCCGCUCUCUCAGCCUGCUGGAAAAUGUGCUGCAGUGCCCUUAAAGUGGGUUAAAAGGCUCUUGGUCAUUAUUUUUUAAACUCACCCACGCUCCAGCAGAUGCAGGAGGGGAAAGAGAAAGCAGAGGAAAAACUUAACCCUGCUUCCACUCCAGGCAGGAUGCUGACGGGGAGGGCGCUCUGCACGCUUAUACAUACAUUUAUACAGAUGUACAUGGCUCUAUCUACAGGCAGACCCCGCGUCCCCAUCCCUGUCCCCUCUGCUGUGUCCCAGGGGUGGCACUGCUGCCCCCGCCCUCGUCCCUCGGUGCCAUUGCUGUACAGGAGCUGCACCUGCUGGGAAAGAAAAGAGCCGAGAGCUUCCAGCGCCGCUUCCAUUCCCCAGAGCCGAAAACGAGAUGGGAUGCUUUGAGGGGGGGGGGGGGAGAUGGGGAGGGUCUGUGCCCCCCCAGGGCCGCCGUACGGGGGAUCUGAGCGCACAGCGGCACCGAUGGGUCCUUCUGUGCUCAUUAUUGCAGCGGCACAGCACCCAGCCCGAGUAAUCUAAAUGCAAAUGAGGAUUUAGAGCAGGAGCGAAUGGAAACGGGCGUCGGAGCCCGCGCUGAACGAGACGUCGGGGUUUUUUUUUCAAGCCUUUAUCGCUUUCUGUCACCUCAAUGGGGUCAGAGAUGGGGAGCAGCAGAACCCGGAGCGCUCCGGGGGUGCUGAUGGAGGAGCAGAGGCUGAAGGAUGCAGCGAUGGCACGGCACUGAACGGUGCUUCCCCACGUGCACCCAGCUCCAGAGAACAGCAUCUGCAAAUCUGCAACCCGAGGAGACGUUUGCUAUUUUUUUUUUUCCUGUUUUGCUAAUUAAUCCAUUAAAUAAUGAGCCCUCAUGCAGCACACUUGAUUCCAACGUGUGUGAUUGAUGACGCGGCCGCUGGGCUCUUUGUCUGCAGCAAUGCCAUAAUUGC